AGAGCCGGCAGGUCUGGAACGGCGAGCUAGGGAACUGCUUACAUCAUUCGCGUCUUCCCACGUCAUCUCGCCCCGCCUGCUUCCCAGGGCUCCACACCCCGCCCCUUGCGCAGGCGCAGGGUCGCCUUUCGGGUCCGCCCUUUUUCUCGAUUUGAAUUUGCCCCAGCAAAGCAAGACAGACAAAAAAAUACCCGGAUGGAUGUUGCUGGCCUUUUCGCGCCAAUAUUCUGAAUUCUCACGACAACCUUGAAAGCACAAAGGAAGAAGGCAGCUCAGUCGGCCCCUCGCGCCAGCCAAUCAGAAAGCCUCCUGCCUUCUUCCAGCCUGCUGCAGCCACCCCAGGGCAGAGUCUUAGCAUCUGUAGCAGAAAUCUCAGAGACUUCUUCCUGCUGGCUCAGCUGGGAGGCCCAGGAAUGCUUUGCAAAGGCCAUUUAUCUGAAUUCUGAAUAAAGGUGAAGACGGCUAUGCUUUUCAGCUCUCUAGCCAAGUCAAGAUGAAGCCUGAGUCAUGGCAGGCCAUCUGCCAUGUGUGCGUGGCCAGCGGCCUGUGUGCAGCCACAGUGUACAUGGGCUUUUUCGAGGAUGUCUUUGUGCAAGUGGGCUUUGAGCACUAUGCGGAAGCCAUGGAUGAGCGCCUGCCUGCCUUCCUAGCCAUGCCCUUCAACUCACUCAUUAACUUGGCCUACGUGCUACUGGGAGCGUGCUGGAUGUGGACAGAUGUUGGUACCCUGGGCCAUGCCACCGAGCUGCAGAGAGCUCAGUACCUGAAGGAUGUCUUUGCCAGCAUGGCCCUGGUCUACGGUCCUGUUCAGUGGCUACGGAUCUGGACACAGACACACCCUGCUGCGGUGCUUGACCAGUGGCUGACCUUGCCUAUAUUUGCCUGGGUGGUGGCCUGGUGUCUCUCCAUAGAUAGAGGCUGGGCACCUUGGUUGUUGCUCUGCAUCGAGGGCCUGUCCCUGUCCAGUUAUGGCCUUGCCCUGCUGCACCCGCAGGGGUUCGAGGUGGCACUGGGUACUCACGUGGUGGCUGCUGUUGGGCAGGCCCUCCGCACCCACAGGCGGUAUGGCAGUGACACCUCAGCCACCUACUUAGCCUUGGGCAUGCUCUCCUGCCUGGGUUUUGUGCUCCUCAAGCUGUAUGACCAUGAGCUUGCCCAGUGGCUUCCUUUCCAGCGCCUCACAGGCCACUUCUGGUCCAAAGUCUGUGAUGUGCUCCAGUUUCAUUUUGCAUUUUUGUUUCUGACCAAUUUAAAUACUUCGCCAAGACUCCAUCCCAAGGAAAAGAUGCAUUAAAA
Molecule: messenger RNA, 1296 nt
Organism: Dipodomys spectabilis (banner-tailed kangaroo rat)
Lineage: Eukaryota; Metazoa; Chordata; Mammalia; Rodentia; Heteromyidae
Gene: Tmem187
Product: transmembrane protein 187
Exons: 2
Coding region: 494-1294 (266 amino acids)
Cellular component (GO): transport vesicle
Source: RefSeq, a predicted model, not a curated record